GGGAGCACUGUUUCCGAGUGGCCUUUGGCCAGAAGUUAAAUUGGCUACACAAAUUAGAUAAAAUUCUUUAAAAUCUAUUACAAAUCAUAAAAGAAUCAAAAAAAGAUAAGCUCUAAUCGAAGGACAGUGAAGCGAGAAGCCCGAAAUGAGACAGCAAGCAUCUAAGGAAGUCAUAUCCAACGAACAAAAGCGAGAACAGUGACGUUGUGUAACAAAGUCUCAAAAGAAAGAGAAGUAGGCUUAUUCAAAAAGGGGUUGUGGGGGUAUAAAACCUGACAAUCAGGUAAAACAAAAGAAAACCUAUAAAAAUAAGGAAGAGGGAAAUAUCCACGACCCAUCCCCCAAAACACUGGAGGCGCACACACCCACCAAUCAGUUGAUAACCACGGGCAGUUUCAGGGACAAUACGGCGGCCGGCGUAAGUGGCAGCUGCUUUUCACUUUCAUUUGUCUUAUUGCCAAAGAAUAUAUUUGUCCUCAAAUAUGGUAAUCACUGCAUCCACUUGCCGAACAGAGACGGUUUUCGAUUAUAGCUGGGGUCACGUGGUGGCUGCCUACUGGAAUCGUUAUCCCAAUCCGUCCAGCACUCAUGUAUUAACCGAGGACACAAUUCAACGAGAGGUGCGAGAUGGUAAAUUAUAUUCCCGUCGAUUGUUGUCCAAGACAAAUCCCGUUCCCAAGUGGGGAGCGCGUUUUUACAAUAACGCGCCUGUGAAAAUUGUUGAGGAUUCAGUUCUAGAUCCGGUUAAAAGGACAUUUACCACAUUCACCAGAAAUUUAGGCAUGAAGAAAAUAAUGAAAGUAGACGAGAUAGUUGUAUAUACUGAACAGAAAGAUGGCAGUACAUUGGCCGUCCGACGAGCCUACAUCAGUUCCCAAGUCUUUGGUUUUUCUCGGGCCAUCAGAGCGUUUGGAAUUGAACGGUUUAAGUCUAAUAGUAACAAAGCCUCCAAUGGGUUCAAUUAUGUCUUACGACGAAUGUUCCCGCAACAUCAGCUCAAUACGUCCGCCACAACAUCAUCAACUGGUAAUGCGUCCGUCGCAUCGCAACAGCAGGGUGAAUCAAUAGUUAACACUCCAAGCCACAGCAACACGGAGACAUUGAAGAGUGCCGCGAAAAUUGGAUAUGAAUUCAUGAAAAGUCAUGCCACUAAAAUUGCUCAAUUGUUCUCGGUUAGAAAUUGAUAGAUUGAAUCGAUUGAAGAAACAGUACCAGGGGAAACAAACCUGUCAUUCCAUUGCUGAUAAGUGAAACAGCAAGAAUAGAUUUUGAGAACGAAGGCACUUUUCAUGCUGAACAAAGGCAAAAACGCAAUAACAUUCUUUUUCAAUUUGUUAAGAGUGUCAGAUCAUUUGAGUACUUUUCGCACCUAUUACUUUAUAUUAUAUCGUAAACUUUGAUAGGCCAGGCCCUCUUUUAAAAUUUCAUUUUUUUUUUUUGCCACAAACCUUUUUUAUACAUACAUACACAUAUAUUUUGUUGAAAAUACAAACGGAUCUGCAAAAUCUAUAAUUCGCGCCACAGAUGUUAUAAAGUAAAUAUGUACAUUUGUACAUAAAAGAGAAAUGAUAAAAAUGCUGGCGGUUGUGGCUCACUUAGCAUUUUUCAAGCCAAAUUAAAUCUUAAUUGAACAAUUCAAAUAUAAUUGAGAUUUUAAAUCGUUUUCUGUUAAUUAUUAUUAAGAAAAAAGCGUUUACAAAACUUAACCAAAUUGGAUUGCAGAAAAACAUUAAUUGAAAAGCGCAUAACGAAAACUACAAUCACUUAAUUGUAAAAUCAUUUGUAAAGUUUUGUUUUCUUUUUAAAAAAUAGUAUUAGUAUUAAGCUAUUAAUACAAUAAACGUUUAUGAAUGUAGAAAAAAGUAAGCAAUAAAUUGUAGAAAUAAAAAGAUA
Molecule: messenger RNA, 1893 nt
Organism: Drosophila willistoni
Lineage: Eukaryota; Metazoa; Arthropoda; Insecta; Diptera; Drosophilidae
Gene: prel
Product: protein preli-like
Exons: 3
Coding region: 483-1184 (233 amino acids)
Biological process (GO): phospholipid transport
Cellular component (GO): mitochondrial intermembrane space
Molecular function (GO): phosphatidic acid transfer activity
Source: RefSeq, a predicted model, not a curated record